CCGACUCUAGUCCCGCGCCGACCGCCGCUCCGAACGCCGCCUCCGACCGCCGAGGCCCGAGCCCGACAACUUUCCCGUACUUUUCCACGCUAGUGCUGUGAACAUACCCGCGUAAUGCACCCUAUUGUUUGUGACAUUCCCGUGUUGUGAAUGAGUGACAACCUUUAUGUGCCGCCUUUAUUACUGUUCGUGAAUUUUAUCGGCGAAUAAAUACGUUUAAUAUGUCGGAGGCAGGCGUGUCGUCAGAUAAUCAUCCCUAAACAAGAAUGCCGAAAAGUAAGAGGACGCUUUAAAAUGUGCGCGUGAACGUGUAUGCUAAAUUGAAUCUUUAAAAUAAAAUCGUGAAAAAGUAUGCCAAAGACAAAAACUUGUUGUGUUGGGAAGUGUGCGCAGUGAGAAUCGUUUCGUAGGCAGAGCAUGCAACAGUCAAGCGCUUGAUUAAAGCGGCUGUGGGAUGCGGAGGCGUGGCGUGUGACGCGCGGCCAGCGAGCGGCACGCAGCGUGGCGGAUGCGGCGCGCCAGCGUCUACAGUGUGAGCGAGGGCCUGGAGCGGUGCGCCUGUGCUAGGUAGCGCGGGCGCGGGUGCGGGUGCGGGUGCGGGUGCCAUGGCCGGCUGAUGGAGCCGGGCUGGUGGUCGCCGUCGCCGUCGGCCUCGCCGCCGCCGCCGCCCCGCGCCCCGCCGCCGCGCUGCCGCUGCCGACAACCCUUCUCUACCAGCUAUACUUGCUUGCCACAUUAUGAUGGAUGGCCAGACGGCGAAGAAGAAUCGACGGGCGGUGCGUUGCGUGAACGCGAGUUGCGUUCUCUGCACCGCACCGUGCCCGCGCUGCGUCGCAGAGAGCUCGACACACGGGCCAUCAAGCAUCACUUCUACCCCGAGGGGGGAUGGGGAUGGAUCGUUUGCGGGGCCGCAUUCCUGGCCCAUCUCCUGUCCACCGGGCUGCAGCUAGCCUACGGAGCACUUCACGUCUACGCCCUGAGACACCUUGGACCUUCUGCUGAUCAUGCUGUUUGGGCCGGCGCGAUAUGCGUGGGAGUGUCCCGCGCCGCGGGGGCCUUCGCAGCAGGUCGGAGGAGGUCCCCACGCCUCGUCGCCCUCCUCGGAGGACUACUACUCCCCCUAGCUUGCCUCUUCACUUCAUUCGCUACACAACUUCAUCAGACAUUGCUUAGUUACGGUGUGGUGCUGGGAGUAGGCUGUGGGUUCGUACGUGAAUCCGCUGGCCUAGUACUAGGUGCCUACUUCAGGAGACGGAGACAGUUCGUAGAACUGGUAGCUCAUGCUGGAGGAGGGGUGGGAAUCGCUCUCUUCAGCGUGGCCUACAAGGAAGCCGUCGGGAAACUAGGUUGGCGUUUAGGCUUGCAGGCAGUGACGGGUGUGCUGGUGCUAGCUUUCUUCCUGAGCGCCGUGUAUCGCAGCGCCUCGCUGUACCACCCACAGCGACGCGCCAUCCUUCACCUCAAGAACCAGCGACGAAAGGUAAGGCCGGUUAAGGAAAAGAAAGGCCUAAAGAGAGGACCAAUCUUCGAUUUAAGCCCUCUCCAAUCUCGACCGGCGAAAGUUUUGUUGCUGGCCGCCGGAUUAGCUGCUUUUGGACUUUACACUCCCGUCUUUUUUUUGGCUUUACAAGGUUUUCAAGAGGGCUUAGAAGAGAGUGCUCUGGUGUUACUGCAAACGUUUCUGGGGUUCGCUGCGGUGCUCGGCUGCGCCGGCUUCGGGCUCGUGCUGGUGCGCCCGUCAGCGCAGUGCCUCGUCUCCAAGCAAUAUCUUUGUCAAACGGCUAUGGUCGGAAUAGGUAUUUCAAUGCUCGCUCUGAGCAGCGUAGAAGGCUAUCAUGGUUACGUGCUGUUUGCCUGGAUGUACGGUCUAUGUUUAGGAGGAUUUUUAUAUUCGAUAAAGAUGCUCACAAUGGAACGUGUUCGAGGCCGACAUUUUACAAGAGUUUGGGGGUUUGUGCAAGGUGCUGAAGCUAUCCCGGUUAUGGUAGGUGUACCAGUAACAGGCUACAUCAACCAACAAGUGCCAAGAGCAGGCUUCUAUUUCUCGUCAGCGGCUACGUUAGCGGGCGCAAUGCUGCUGUUCUUCGUUGGGUUUUCGAAGCGGGAGCCGGAUCCGCCUCCGCCGGCGCCGGCACCCACCAUAGUGGAGGCAUGUCCUUGUGUGACGCCUCCGCCUCGCUGCGAGCCGGCGUGGUGCGCUUGUAGUGCGGGCGGUGCCACUGCGUACUGCGCCUGGCCUGGGCCUACUUGCGGCUCGCGUUUGCCGAAGUCUCUGUCAUAUGCAGCGCCCCUGGAUCGCGCGUGCUGCUCGGCCGCGCACUGCCCGGACUGCUACCGACGCGCGCCGCCUCUGAGGCCAUCACGCAGCGUGCCCGAAGGCCUCGCGUCGCGCGGCGCCAUGUGGACGCGCGGGGGCUCGUGCCGCCCCGCCUGCCGCCGCCGCGAGCAUCACCUCAUAGAACAAAUCACUACAUCCGUAUGAUAAUAACUUCGCGGCAAUUCGCACAGGUCUCGAUAUCCGCGAAUGUUUAGUGAAUUUGAAGGAAUUGUGUAAAUAAAUCGUUUCAGUAGUAAAUUACGUACCUAUCUUCUAAUUGAAGUGAAAGUUGAAGUGCUAGCGUUAUCGAAAAAGCAAUAAACUGAUAUAAAUAAAUUAACAGCAAAUUCUAUUACAGCCAAACCAGUGAACUAAAAAACCUUUUGUUGUUUAUUCACAUUGUGUACAAUAAACAUUUUUAUUAUUUUCGAAACAGUGUAAUAUCUAUAGAGCCGGCCUAACAUUGGGUCCUAACCGUGUUUGCUAGUAAACCAACAACCCAAAUACACCUCCAUCAACAAACAAGAGAGUAGAAUGUUAACUGUAAAAAUAAAAUAGCUAAUUUUUCCUACUUCUUAAAGUACUCGUGGGACCUUUGUCGUAGUUAAAUAUUCAUAUUUUAUAAUGUAGAACCGUCACUUUUGAAUCAUCAAUUCUUCAAUCUCUGUGUCAUAAUUACCGAUCUAUUUUAACAGAAGCUAUAUUGAUAAUAAACAUUUUAUUGUGUUCCUCUCAGUAAAAGAUUAAUCUGAAUGAUGAAUCACAUAAAACAUACAAAUGACAACCUGUAUGUAUGUAUUGUAUAAAUCAAUAGUCUGUUUGUUGAAAACAAAGUCAAUUUUAGCGAUCAUAUUACGACUGUUUUAAGGAGACGAGUUAGAUAGUUCUGUUCUAUUAUUGUUACGAGUAUUGUUUAGAUGUAAUAAUUAUAUUUUGUCGUUACAAGAUUUGUUGUUUUUGUAUACCAAAGUGUGAUUACAGUUUUGGUGAUAAAUAAAAUAUAAGAGUUUAGAAUACUA
Helicoverpa zea (corn earworm) is the source of this 3336-nucleotide messenger RNA. Its product is annotated as monocarboxylate transporter 3-like. Gene Ontology annotation, biological process: transmembrane transport. The record is from RefSeq and is a predicted model, not a curated record. Gene Ontology annotation, molecular function: monocarboxylic acid transmembrane transporter activity. The transcript is spliced from 12 exons. Lineage: Eukaryota; Metazoa; Arthropoda; Insecta; Lepidoptera; Noctuidae. The coding region runs from base 617 to 2482 and encodes 621 amino acids.